UUUGAUGUUUUUUCAUGAAUAAUGGCAGCGAUGAAGGAAGUAUUUUGUUAGUAAAAGUAGCACCACCACUCUAAAAACACUCCUCGACAAGUGAAAGUCCUGCAUUCAAAACCUCACUUCAGCAAAAUGUACUUAAACGAUCAGAAAAAAUGGUCCCUGUCGGUGUUUCAGAAUAAUUUAUGGCAUUUUUUUGAUUCCUAUUACUGCUACAUUGAGGUUUAUGUAGCAAUUAAAUGAUAUAGAUGUUUAGAUUUAUGCAAGUUUUACACUUUUUGGUUGUUUAACCUACAUCUACAUGUCCUGUUCUACAGGAUCAUUAUACAUUUAUAGUUUUUAGGAACUUGAGAAUCUAUUUUUCAGCUUGUUCAAGAGUUUUUUGGUUUUUUUUUUAUCUCAAGCAACUUGAAGACCACAGAUGAUUUGUAUUAAUUUAUCUAAAAAGUAGUGAAAGCCAUCAGAAAAGUGUAGUGAAGUUAAAAAAAUCCAAGAUUUGUUUCUGAUAUGUAGUCGAAUACAGUUAUGAAGUUGCAUAAAGAGGAAAAACGAAAGUACAAGCUCCUACAAUAAUACGCUUUACUCAACUAUUUGUCAUCAUUUUAAUAUUAUCAAUUUAGAAAAUCUUGCAUCUUGUUCUUCAGCUUCAUGUUGGACUGAAAGACAGUUUAAGACAGGGGUGUCAAACAUGCGCCCUACGGGUCAAAAGCAGCCUUCCACAGAGUCCAAUAAGGCCCUCUAGUGUAAAAAUUACAGAGAAGACAUUAAGUGCGAAUUGGAAAUUUGUAAAACCAAAAAUCUAAAAUAAUUUUUAGACCUUGACAAAUGGUUUUGAUCAUAAAGUAAAAUACUACGUUGCUGAUUGUUCUUUUGUUGUUUUGUAUCUUAUGUUUUUAAAUAGUUUGUCUUGUUUUUGUUGUUUAUUAUCUUUUUUUGCCAGACAUUUGUUGCUUGUCUCAUGUUUGUGUCAUUUUGUGUAUGGUUUUAGUGGUUGUGUGUUUCCUUUUUGGCUUGCUUGUGUCGUUUGUCUAUUUUUUGUCACUUUUUUUCUCACUUUUGUAGUUUUGUGUCUAGUUUUUGGAAUAUUUUGUCUCAUUUUUGUUGUUUUUUUGUCUGGCUUUCUGUCGUUUUGAUCAUGAAGCAAAAUACGACAUCGUUCAGUUCCAGAUGACUGAACAUUUUGUGCCUUUGUAAAUGAUAAACUAAGGGAUAAUAUGGUUGCAAUUGAACCUAAUUUUCUUCAGAAAUUUCAGGUUCAUAAUGCUUUGCUAAAAAAGCAAUUCCUUGAAUGUGAACAUUUUCAGAAUGUACUUUAUUGCUCAAAAACAAAGAGAAAAAUUUGGAGUUCUAGUUAGUUUUUAUAGGUUGUUAUGCUGUGAUUUUACUGGUCCGGUCCACCUGAGAUCAGACUGAGCUGAAUGUUGUUCAGUUUGACAGCCCUGGUUUAAGACUUAAAGGCAUUAGAAGAGAUUUAAUUUCCUACGACUUUGAACGUCGCAUGCGCAUGCGCACAUACAACCUCUCCCUCACCCCCCUCUAACCUCCCCCCUCUUAACAUUUACGAAGAAACGCCCCCCUCCAGAAACUUGCGUAGCACUCGUGAAGUUGUCUUUUACGGCUGGGUCCCCCUGGAUCUUUAUCUGCCAUUAUGUAAAAAAAGAUGAGCAAAACAAGUCACCAGCUAACUACGAAGCUAUACCAAAGCAACACAUACAGGAAACACGUAAGUCCAAGGCGUACGUAAUCUACGUAACUCGGCCUGAGCUGGAAGAUUUUUGAUUGACAGGAAAGGGAGCAAACCAAACGCCUCGGUCCGAGCGCUUUGAUUGGCUGAUGUUUAUCAGGUCCUGCCAUGUCCACAGUUAUUUUUUUAUUUUUAUUUUUUUUUUAGAAACCAUACGUACAAGUCCACUAAAGGUCAGUAUAUUCAUUUUAUGUGAAUCAGACAAAUUAAACAAAAAAAAAAAACAUCCUCCAUAAUGCCUUUAAUGUUUUUCAUUUUACAUAUCUAACCAAAAGUGGGCAUAAUGAAUGCAUUAUUGUGGUUUCAUUGUCUUCUUUCCACAGAAAUACUUCACAGAAAUCAGUCAUAUCUGCUUCAACUCAGUGUUUUAGACGCAGGUUUGUCUCAGUCUUUUCAAGCUUGAGAUCAGCGUAAAGCUGCAGUCGUAAAGCAACACAGCUUUACAAUCUGCAGGGAAACAUCUCUGACUGCGCUUUGGUUACUUUUUGACUGCAGUAUCCUUGAGUUUCUUUUUGCUUCACAAUCUCAUGUCCUUGUCCUCACACAUCACCACUGUUUAGCAUUACAAAAGCAGAGAUUUUGUUUGAAUUAUGCUUUCACUUUACGUAACAGUCGAUUCUUUACAGCCUGAGCUUCCUCUGCAGUUGAAGGUUCAUACACUCCUAAAGUUUCUUUUCAAGACUUGACAACGUUCUUUUCAGUGCAGGAGCCCAUUUAGUUGAUGGGAACAAAUCUCUUAUGAGAGUUUUACUUUUUCAUUCGAUUUACACUUUGAACUAUUAAAAAUGAACAAUCUGUAGCUCAAAGCUCACAAUGCUUGAAAGAACUUGCUUUAGAAAUAAUCAUAUUUCUGUAUUUCAUAGAUGUAGAUAAAGUGUUAUCAUGGCUGAAACAAGUAAAAGAGCUAAUCCAGUUUAUAUUUCAGCAUCUCUUGUGCUACCACCUCCUCCCACAUGAAGGUUUGUGGACCAUUUAUUUGUUUCUUAACCAUCAGAGGAGGAUCCCAGUCGGACAUCACUGAUCAGCAAGCUUUUUCUGCUUCUGAUCCAUCCCAUCAAAAGCAGAUGGUCUUCGUUCUAACGGCAGAGAGGCCUGAUGAUGUCUAAGAAUAUGGACUCUCAGCCUGCGGGUGUGAUGAGUUGGCACAGUAGGCGAUACAGUGACCCACUUACAGCAUCGCCUAAAGACACUGUCAUCUCCGACUGCAGAGUCUUAUUGCAGAGUUUUGACCUGCUGACACUAAAAACCUUCUCUAUCCAGCGUGUCAUUGGCUGGUUAAAUAAAUAUGGGCUCAAAGUGUUAUUCCAGAUUCAUCAGAGACAUUUUAAAGAUGAGAAUUGGUUUGUAUUGCAAUAGAUAUUUCAGUUUUUACCUUGUCAUUACUGUCAACAUGGUGUUGUUAAUAUGCUGGAAGCCACAUCAUGAGGAUUUCCACCUUAAAACUGCGUUGUACCGAUGACAAUCUCCAAAAAUAAACAACAAAUCUGUGGAAGAAAUCCUGUCAGUUCGAAGGGAGGGUUUUUCUGUACUGAUAUUCUUCUUCAGAAUCACUUUCCAGUUCAAACAUUUAGAUUCAAGAGUUUUAUUUAUCACAGACAGUACAGGCAGUGACAUGCAAAGUCACUUUUUCAAAAGACUGUUCAAUUUACAGCAACAUGACUUCAAACAAAAAUCAUAAAAAAUGAGGAUUAAAGAAAUUGACUUUAAACUGCAGCGAACAUUGCGUUGCAAUCAUGCGUGUUAUGUUUAUGCAUAGAAGUGUGUGUGCAUACAUCUACAUAUGUGAUAUACGCUUACAGUUUCACAGUGUUUGAGCAGAGCUGUAGGUGAGCCAGUGUGCUCGAGCUGCUGCAUGUGGUGGAGGGUUGGAUGGAGAAAGAGGUGGGACUUCAUAGAUUUACAUAUUGUUAAGAAAGCAACAGUGUAGAGUGACAUCGAAGGCAUUUUAACGCAGGAAGGGAUUAUUCUUGUUGAAAAAAAAAUAAAAAUGGGACUUUAGGACACAGAAAUUACAUUUAAUGGGUUUAAUCAAUGACCAGUGUAACUGACACGAAUAGUAAAUUAUAUUGGCAUGAGUUUUAAACAGUACAGAAACACUCUGAGCUGACAAUAGUGACAUCUAGUGGAGACUCCUUGAUAUUUGAGCUUGUUUUAUAUUCAUAAAUGACUCACAUAAAUGGUCCUAAAAGUGGAUGUGAGGCAUGUCUAUAUAAUAAGGUAUUUAUUUUAUUUUAUGGCCAGUCUUUAAUGGAAAUCCUUAAAAUAAAAAUGUUAAAAUAAAAUAAAAUAAAAUUAUAUAUAUAUAUAUAUGUGUGUGUGUGUGUGUGUGUGUGUGUGUGUGUGUGUGUGUGUGUAUAGGGUUUAAAUAUUACUGUUAUUAUAUAUAUUUUUAGUUUUAUUUUAUUUUUUGCUACUUUCUAGAUAGAUAGAUAAUUUCUCAUUUCUUUCCUAUAUAUGGGUCUUACAGGGUUAAAUCGAAAAUAAUAUCAAAACAAAGCAGAAUUUUACAUUUGUUCUGCUUGUGGUAGCCCCAGAUGUUCAGAAAUGACACGAGACUAUAAGAAAAUAUCUAAUGUUUCAGACAUAAAUAGUUUUAUUUCACCUUUAACACGCUUAAAAUCCCAUUAAAGCACAUCUGAAUGCAUAAAUAUCUCAUCCAGGCUUCUAACGAGCAUCAACCCACAGCGACUAAAACACAUCAGCUGUUUCUAAUUGCAGAGCAACAGGUGUUGAAAGCGACAGUAACACAGAAGAGAGUCCCAUUUAACUGCAAAUAUCACAUUAAAACCGGGAUAAAUCAAUAUAGAUUUUACUACAAUGGUCCUUAUCAGCUUGAAGGUGGGUGUGGACUAAACUUUAAAGCGCUUUAUUUCGCUUUAGUGUAAUAAAAAAAAAAAUCAGCGAAAUGGUUGUUUGUGUGGCUUUCAUGGAGACUGAUCAUGUCCGAAACCGAGUAAAAGUGGAAAUAUUCCUUCUUCAAAUCAGCUGAGCCUGUUCCUGCUGCUUUUCCUCGACUUUAUGAGCCACAGGGUUGAAGGUAAGAAUUCCUAAAAUACUUAAAUACGAUGUCAGAAGUGUAAAUUGGCUCGUUUAAAAGUGUUUUUUUCUUUUCUUGUGUUUUUGUAGGAAUCUGCAGUGUGGAGCAUUGUACUGACCGCACCAGAUGUGUUCUGUCUAAAGACCAGAGAAGCUGCAAAUGUGCCACCGGCUUUUAUGAUGACCGAUGUGACAAAAAUGCACACAUUAAAGUGAUGUGCAGCAAAGACUACAUAGCAAUCAGAGCGAUAGAAGACUUUUUCAAGUAUCACAAUGUGCCACUGGAGUCCCUCCACUUGCCCAACAAAUCUUGUCGCGCUCAGAGGAUGGUCAUCGACGGAGUGCCGUACUACAUGUCCAGGAUAUCCAGAGACCAAUACCUCACCUGUGGAGGCAAACCGCUGGAGAAAAAUGUUACCCACAUCUCAUACUCCCUGAGUCUAAUGUCCGACCCUCAGGUUUCUGGAAACAUCAUCAGAGAUCCAGUGAUUAAGAUGGACUUCACAUGCAUCUAUCCAUACGUCAGAAGAGUCAGUCUGUCUUUUCCUGUUAUCCCCUUUUCAAGCGAGAUGGUGAUGCGAGUGGAUGAACUUGAUGCCACCAUACAGAUGAUGUUGUACAAAGACCACACUUACACCAAAGCCUACACCAGCGCUCCGACCAUCGAACUCAGAGAUAAGGUGUUCGUUGAGGUGACGGUGACGGAGCCUGCAGAUUUCUUCCUGCUUCGGGUGAAUGAGUGCUGGGCCACACAGUUUGCUGAGCCACACACCAAAGAGGGAUCAGUUCACAAUCUGAUUCUGAGCGGGUGUGUCAGCGACCAAACUGUCUCCUUCCUCAACGCGACCGACGGACAGUCUGGACACAACGGAGAAAGCUCCACCGUCCGCUACAGCUUCGACAUGUUUCGCUUCACGUCAUCGCCUCAUGACCUUUAUCUCCACUGCACCGUGCAGCUGUGUGAGCCAGACGACCUCAAGUCCUGCGCAGCUAACUGUAAUUCAAUCAGUAAGAGGGAAGCAGUGAGAGCCGAUCCCAGCCAAGGCCUCCUGUCAUAUGGACCCAUCAGGAUCGAAAUGCCAAACAGACCUCAAUCCAGCAUACUGACGACGGUGGUGCUGCCUGUAGCAGGUGUCUGGACUGUGGGCUUCUUCCUCAUCAUCCUCAUCACCGUGGCCAAGGCAGGCAGCAGGAGGCUGGCACAGAUGGAGGAGCACUGACGACCACGCCGGUGCUGUUGGCAGCAAAAAUAAACGUUAAAAAUCGCCCAGAUCCUUGUUAUUCCUGUCGUGACGUUCGUUUUCCCCACAUAAGUGUUGUCACAGCAGGUUUAGAUUGUAAACAGGGCAAAAAUAUACAGUAAUGAAGCAAGCUUUAUCUAUCUCCCCAGAAUGCCAAUUUUAAGCUGAAUGUAACAUCAACACAAAAUAUUUCUACAAAUUCAGUUCUUAGAUGCAGCUCACUAUGCUGUACACUGACCUCAUCGACUUUCUUUUAGGUGGAAAUUGUUAACUGUGCAUAUAUAUAUGUCAGGGUAGAGACUGCGAUUUGGUACAAUUCUACCAGUAGAGAUUUGUCAGGGCUAAGGUUAGACUUUUAAGGUUAGGGUCAGGGGUCAGGGCAGGGGUCAGAUUUAAAGUUCCAUCUCUACUGGUAGAGAUUACAAUUCCACCAAAUCGCAGUCUCUACCCUGACAUAUAUAUAUAUAUAUAUAUAUAUAUAUAUAAUUUUUUUUCCUCUAUUUGGGUUUUACAGGGUUAUGUCAAUUAUACAUAAGUUGUUUCUAGUAAUAUCUCAACAUAACUUUAAAAGGAAUGUGCAAAUGUGAUGUAUUUCAGCCCUGAAUACACUGAAAAAUUAAAUCUUUAAAGACAAGUAUUUAAGUUGAUUAUACAGUAAAGAGUAGUUUUGACUAUAAUUUCUAGAUAACUUAAAAAGAAAUGUGCAAUGUGAUGUUUCUCAGACCUGAACACUAGAUCUGAAUGAUUUGAGACAAAAAGACUGGAAAAUAAAUCAAAAAUAUGUUUUAAAGUUGAUUAUACAUGGAAAAAAUGUGUUUUAGUAAUAUAUCUGCAUAAUUUAAAAAGCAGUUCACAAAUGUGAUGUCUGUCCUGAAAAUACAGAAAAAUUAAAUCCUUAAAGUAAAAUAAAGCAAAAACAAGUUUCAACCCUGUGAAACCCAUUGUAAUAUAUCUUUUUUUUUUUUGCAAUUUUUUUAUCCAUAUUUGGGUUUUAUGGGGUUAAGAGAAAUUAAAUUGUAUCUCAAUUAUCAUAGCAAAAGAGAGCAAAUGAAACCUAAAUACUACAGCUAAGAGAGCAGAUAUUUUACAUUUUGUCAUGGCAGCAAAACUGAUAUCAUGUGGUUUCAGCAGAGAAGAGAUCUCAUAAACCCCACUUACUGCCUCUUCCUGUGAGCUUGUCUUUGAGGAUGGUGGGUUAGAUGGAGUUGAAUGCAUUUGAAAAAUCAAAGAACAUGAUUCUCACAUAAACUCCAGGUUCCUCCAGAUGAGACAGGGCACGGUGAAGCAUGAAGAGGAUGGCAUCAUCCACUCCAAUGUGUUCUUUGUAAGCAAACUGCAAGGAAUCGAGUUUGUCUUUGACCUCAAGCCUCAGUAGACGUAAAACCAGCCGCUCCAGAGUUUUCAUGAUGUGUGAGGUUAGAGCAAUAGGUCUGUAGUCAUUUAGUUCAGCCGGACAUUUGAUUUUUGGUACCGGUACGAUACAGGAUGUUUUCCAUAGAGCAGGCACCCGCCCCAGCUGUAGACUCAGGUUGAAGAUCCUGUGGAGAGGUUGACACAGUUGUGCAGCACAGUCUUUAAGCAGUCUUGGACAUACACCAUCUGGGCCAGCUGCCUUCCCAGAGCAAAGUCUCUGAAGCUCCAACAUCACCCCUGUCUCUGUGACAGAGACGGAUACAGGUGCUGGAACAGAAGUGGCUGCAGCUGUGGAGACGUGUGUAGGAGACGGAGGAGAGGAAGGAGGAGCUAUAGUGGGGAUUUCCAUAUGUUGAGGAGAAGGAGGAGUAGCAGUGGAAGUAGGUGUGUCCACAGUGUCAAAUCUGUUGAAGAACAAGUUGAGUUCAUCAGCUCUUUCUACAUCACCCACUAAUGGCUCCCUCCUCUUUUUAUUGUUGUGUCCAGAGAUGGUAUUGAUUCCUCUCCACACAUCACGGAUGUUACUGUGUUGAAAAUUCCUUUCUAUCUUCUUUUUGUAUUCCAUCUUUGCCACUUUCAGUUUCCUCUUCAACUCAUGUUGCACUUCUUUGAGCCGUUCUUUGUCACCAUCUCUAAAAGCUUGUUUUUUUCUGGUUGAGGAUUGCCUUUAUGUCGCUUGUGAUCCAUGGUUUGUUAUUGUGGAAACAGCUAACAGUCUUUGCAGGUAUGACUGUGUCUCUACAGAAGUUGAUGUAUUCAGUAAAACAAUCAACCUGUCUGUCAAUGUUCAUACUAUCCUCAUCUGUUUCCAGGAGCACAUUCCAGUCUGUUGAUUCAAAGCAGUCCCUUAGAGCUUCACUAGCUUGAGGAGUCCAUUUUCUGAGCACACAAGGUUUGUAACAGGUCUGCAGAUAAAGAUUCAGCAGAAAGAAGCAAUGUCCAGAAACACCUACACAUAAUAAAACUGUGUAAAUGGAAUAAUAAAAAGUUAAAUAGA
Molecule: messenger RNA, 8425 nt
Organism: Acanthochromis polyacanthus (spiny chromis)
Lineage: Eukaryota; Metazoa; Chordata; Actinopteri; Pomacentridae
Gene: zpd
Product: zona pellucida glycoprotein d
Exons: 8
Coding region: 4990-5994 (334 amino acids)
Biological process (GO): neutrophil migration
Cellular component (GO): cell surface; apical plasma membrane
Source: RefSeq, a predicted model, not a curated record